AUGGCCGAGGCAAUAGGCACAGCAAUAGGCGUAGUAGGUUUCCUAGGCCAGCUCUUUGACGGCUGCGUCAAACUCGCCCUCCUCGAGUCCUCCUCCGCAGACUCCUACCCGCAGCUCACCGCCUCCGCCAACCUCAAAAAGCUACGCAUCAACCUCGACGCCGAACCCCAGGCCUCCUUCCGCCCGACCUUCGCCUUCCGCAUCCCCCGUACGGACCUCGACCUCAGCUCGUCCCCGCCAACGACGACGCCCUUGCUCUCACCACCGUUACCAACGUCGCCCACCCCCGGAACCGGCACCAAACGCCGCAACUCCUCCACCGCAAAAGCAGCCUCAUCACCCUCCUCCUCCUCCCUGAACCUCCUCUCCCUAGCAUCAACAACAAACACAACCCGCACUCACGCAACACACACAACCCACGGCCCGGUCCUCGUAGAAUGGGUCGAAUACGACCCCUCCUCGCCCGACGAACGCUUCCUCCACCUCCGCCGUCUCGACGACCUCGCCCGCAUGAUGCACUCGGCCUCCUCCAACCACCCGGACCUGCACACGAUAGACUGCGUAGGCUACACAGACGACGCGAACAACGCCCGCUACGGCCUCGUCUACCGCUGUCCCUUACUCUCUCAACCAUCUUUACCUUCGGACUCCCUGCCCAUCACAAAAACCAAGACUAAGACCAAGGCCAACACCGACACCGUAGCAGCAGCAGCAGAAGCAUCACAGCCACAACCAGCAACAUCCCACUCAACCCUCCACACCCUAAUCUCCUCCCCAGACCUCAAAACUCCCGACCUAGACGACCGCAUAACCCUCGCGUCAACCCUCGCCUGCGCCCUCUGGUCCCUCCACUCCCUAGACUGGCUCCACAAGUCCCUCUGCAGCGCAAACAUCCUCUUCUUCCCCUCCGCCGCCUCCCUCGCAGCAACCCGCGCCACCACCGUCUCCGCCGCCGUCGUCCCGGACAUCGGAUCCCCCUACCUCGUCGGCUUUGACGCCUCUCGCCCAGACUUUGACGCCGAGAUGAGCGUCAAUCCGCGGAACCCCAGCAUCCUCGACCUCCACAGAGAUCCGCGUUCGCUGGGCACUGGCCUCGGGAGGAAGCAGUACUGCAAGGGCUAUGAUGUGUACAGCCUGGGCCUGGUGCUGUUGGAGAUUGGACUGUGGAAGGUGCUGCAAACAUACUACAAGCCGCAUUACUCGGCGGAGAAGUGGAGGGAUAGGGUCAUUUUGCCAGUCUUGGUCCCGGGAUUGGGUAGCAAGACCGGAAAGUUGUACAAGCAGGUGGUCGAAAAGUGUCUGACAGCCAAUGAUGACAUGUCCAGCAGUGAGGCUGGGCAACUCAUGGAAUGGGUGGUCACAACAUUGGAAAGCAUACGCACAUAG
Molecule: messenger RNA, 1386 nt
Organism: Colletotrichum scovillei
Lineage: Eukaryota; Fungi; Ascomycota; Sordariomycetes; Glomerellales; Glomerellaceae
Exons: 2
Coding region: 1-1386 (461 amino acids)
Source: RefSeq, a predicted model, not a curated record